AUGAAGACACAACCAGCAAAGAUCUACAAAGGAAUGAGAUGGCAAGUAUUAUUUUUCUUUCAUAUCUCUUGGCUUUGUCAUGCAGUCUCAGGUGAGCUUCAGUAUUCUAUUUUAGAGGAAAUGAGAAAAGGUUCACUUGUAGGAAAUAUAGCAAAUGAUCUGGGUUUGAAUAUUAAAGAACUGUCAAGUAGAAAUUUCCAAAUUGUGUCUCAUAUUUCAGAGAAAUAUUUUACAAUCAGUUUAGAAAAUGGAAAUUUGUAUGUUAGAGACAGGAUAGACAGGGAGACACUGUGUGGAGCAUCAAACAAAUGCUUUUUAACAUUUGAUGCAUUGCUGGAAAAUCCUUUAAAUGUUUUCCAUGUGAAAAUUGAAAUUCAGGAUAUAAAUGACAAUGCCCCCAAAUUUUUUCAUGAAACAAUAAAAUUGGAAAUGAUCGAAACUACUUCACUUGGAGCACAAUUUGUAUUGCAAAAUGCAAGAGAUACAGAUUUAGGAAUUAAUUCAAUUCAAGGCUACAAACUUAGUGCAAAUGAAUACUUUUUAUUGAUAGAAAAGGCAAAUUCUGAUGAUAUUACAUUGCCAGAAAUUGUUUUAGAGAAGCCCUUAGACCGUGAAAUUCAAAGCUCUCUUGAGCUUACACUUACAGCUUUUGAUGGAGGAAGUCCCCCCAAAACUGGCACUGCAGUGAUUAAAAUACAUGUUAUUGAUGUCAAUGACAACUUUCCUAUAUUUACACAAAAUGUAUAUAAAGUCAAUUUAAAGGAAAACGCUCCAAUCAACACUACAGUUCUUCAAUUACAAGCUAGUGAUAAAGAUGAAGGCUCAAAUUCACAGAUCCUCUUCUCAUUCAGCAAUAUUCAAGAAGAUGCUCUGAAGGUAUUUAGUAUUGAUCCAAAUAAUGGUGAAAUUAAAAAUAUCAACUAUGUGGAUUUUGAAACAGCUAAAGCUUAUGAGAUACUUGUGCAGGCACAGGAUGGAGGAGGCCUAGCUUCACAUGCCAAAGUGUUGAUAAAGAUAAUAGAUGUAAAUGAUAAUGUACCUGAGAUAACUGUUAACUCUAUAACAUCAAUAAUUUCAGAGAAUGCCUUACCUGGUACAGUAGUUGCUCUUAUUAAUGUCCAUGAUAAAGAUUCUGAAGAAAAUAGUGAAGUAAUCUGCAAAAUUACAGAAACAUCAGCUUUUAAAUUAUUAUCGUCAUCUGGAAACUAUUAUAAAAUAGUGACAGUUUAUGCUAUGGAUAGAGAAAAUAUAUCAUUUUAUGAUAUUGCUGUUUUGGCAACUGACAAAGGAUCGCCUCCAUUAUCAUCUAGAAAAAUCAUUAGAUUAGAGAUAUCAGAUAUAAAUGAUAAUGCACCUGUUUUUGAAAAAACAACCUAUGUUGCCUACAUACAAGAAAAUAACCUCAAGGGAGCAUCAAUAUACAGAAUGCAUGCUUCAGAUCUUGAUACAAAAGAAAAUGCUAAAAUAGUCUAUUCAAUUAGUAGUUGGAAGAUGGAGGAAAUACGUGUAUCGUCUUAUCUGUCCAUCAACCCAGAGACCGGUGUUGUAUAUGCACAACAAUCAUUUGAUUAUGAGCAACAAAAGGAAUUUUACAUUGAAGUAAUGGCUAAAGAUAGUGGGACCCCAUCUCUAAGCAGCAAUGCAACCCUGAGAAUUUGUAUUAUAGAUCAGAAUGAUAAUGCACCAAUCAUUCUUUAUCCUUCACCAGAAAGUGAUGGUUCAACUUUGUUUGAAAUGGUUCCACUGUCUUUUGAACAAGGUUAUCUAGUCACUAAAGUGGUAGCUGUGGAUGCUGACUUUGGACACAAUGCAUGGCUCUCCUAUCAUUUUUUACAAGUAUCAGACCCAUCCUAUUUUAGCAUUGCACAAAACAAUGGUGAGAUCAGGACAUCUCGUUCAUUUCAAGAAAAAGAUGCUUUACGUCAAAAAGUUGUUGUUAUGGUGAAGGACAAUGGAAACCCACCUCUCUCAGCCACAGUCUCAUUAAAUUUUGUUGUUGCACACAGUUUUCAGCAAGUUCUUCCUGAACUUCAUAACCAGCCUACAGAUAUUGGUUCUCAGUCUAAUUUACAGCUAUAUUUGGUUAUUGCCUUAGCCCUAAUUUCUUUUUUAUUUAUGUUGACGGUGAUCUUGGCAGUUGUAUCAAAAUACAGAAAACUUAAACCAGCUACAGCAGUCAACUCUCUGAAUGCAAAUAUAUAUUCUCAAAUUGAUCCAAGAUUAUUUUCAAGAUAUAGUAAUGGUACUUUGCCUCUGCCAUUUUCGUAUGAUGUUUGUGUGGCAUUAGACAAUAAAGAAAGUGACUUUUCAUUUCUAAAACAAAACCAGAAUGUUCCAGUAGCUAAUCUUAUUGAUUCUGACAGUUCAAGCAUUGAAAAAGACAAUGCUAAGGAGGCAUUAACUACGAGCACUCAUCUUGAGGAAUCUAGUCUACCAAUAAACGUCUUGAGAGUUUACGUAUAA
This is a messenger RNA of Bombina bombina (fire-bellied toad), 2463 nucleotides long. Its product is annotated as protocadherin gamma-B5-like. Lineage: Eukaryota; Metazoa; Chordata; Amphibia; Anura; Bombinatoridae. Bases 1 to 2463 code for a protein of 820 amino acids. The transcript is spliced from 2 exons. Gene Ontology annotation, cellular component: plasma membrane. Gene Ontology annotation, biological process: homophilic cell-cell adhesion. The record is from RefSeq and is a predicted model, not a curated record. Gene Ontology annotation, molecular function: calcium ion binding.